AUGUCGAACAACCGCUCCCCCCAAAAUGUCAUGAAGCAAAUGCAGCGCAUGUUCCAGCAGAUGCAGCAGAAUGCCAACCGCGCUGCUGGUAACGGCCCGCGUCCCGGCGGCGGCGGCGGCGGUGGCGGCGGUGGACCGAACCUGAACCCGGCGAUUGGCGGCGCGGGCCUCCUUGCGCUCGCCGGUCUCGCGAUCGGCAUUAACGCGUCGCUGUUCAACGUCGACGGUGGUCACCGUGCGAUCAUGUACUCGCGCUUCAGUGGUGUUCUCCCGACGAUCUACAACGAAGGCACGCACCUGCUCCUGCCUUGGAUCGACACGCCGAUCGACUACGACGUGCGUGCCAAGCCGCGCAGCAUCGCGAGCCUAACCGGUACCAAGGACCUGCAGAUGGUCUCGCUUACCUGCCGUGUUCUUUCGCGGCCGAGCGUCGAGAGCCUGCCGACGAUUUACCGCGAGCUGGGCACGGACUACGACGAGCGCGUUCUUCCGAGCAUUGUGAACGAGGUGCUCAAGUCGGUUGUUGCGCAGUUCAACGCGUCGCAGCUCAUCACGCAGCGUGAGAUGGUCUCGCGUCUUGUGCGUGAGAAUCUGACGCACCGCGCGCGGCGCUUCAACAUCAUCCUGGACGAUGUUUCGAUCACUCACAUCUCCUUCUCGCCCGAGUUCACGCACGCGGUCGAGGCGAAGCAGAUCACGCAGCAGGCUGCGCUGCGUGCCGCCUUCCAGGUCGACCAGGCGCUCCAGGAGAAGCAGGCGAUCAUUGUCAAGUCGUCGGGUGAGGCCCGGGCGGCGGAGCUCAUUGGUGACGCGGUGCGCAAGAACAAGGGUUUCCUCAAGCUCAAGAAGCUCGAGGCGGCGAAGGACAUUGCGAACACCCUGUCGCAGAGCGACAACCGUAUCAUGCUCGACGCGCAGAGCCUUUUGCUCAACGUCGCGAGCGACGACGAUGCGGUGAAAGCGUAG
Molecule: messenger RNA, 966 nt
Organism: Malassezia japonica
Lineage: Eukaryota; Fungi; Basidiomycota; Malasseziomycetes; Malasseziales; Malasseziaceae
Gene: PHB2
Product: Prohibitin-2, subunit of the prohibitin complex (Phb1p-Phb2p)
Exons: 1
Coding region: 1-966 (321 amino acids)
Biological process (GO): mitochondrion organization
Cellular component (GO): mitochondrion; membrane
Source: RefSeq, a predicted model, not a curated record